AUGUUAUCUCAAUGCAAAUUACCAAGGAUUAGGAAAUGUCCUGGUUAUAUGGUACGUAGUUUCAGAACUUCCCUGGUUCGUUCUGUUUCUCCUUCGGGACUGGGCAGAGGUGCAGGAAAGGGAGGCGGUGCGGGUGGAUCGGUCAGGGAAUCCGGAGGGGGGCUGGGGGAGUACGGCGCUGCGCAAGAAGAAUUCUUUUUUUACAAUAAACAGAAAGAACAGUUGGAGAAGCUGAAACAGAAGUUGAAAGAAGGAGAGAUAAAGAAAAAGGAAGAGAAAUAG
Messenger RNA from Pieris macdunnoughi, 282 nucleotides. The record is from the annotation of a GenBank genome assembly. NCBI's taxonomy places the organism in Eukaryota, Metazoa, Arthropoda, Insecta, Lepidoptera, Pieridae.